Verticillium dahliae VdLs.17 is the source of this 763-nucleotide messenger RNA. RefSeq lists its product as uncharacterized. Gene Ontology annotation, cellular component: membrane; oligosaccharyltransferase complex. Gene Ontology annotation, biological process: protein N-linked glycosylation. The record is from RefSeq and is a predicted model, not a curated record. The coding region runs from base 1 to 474 and encodes 157 amino acids. The transcript has 4 exons. NCBI's taxonomy places the organism in Eukaryota, Fungi, Ascomycota, Sordariomycetes, Glomerellales, Plectosphaerellaceae.
AUGGCGCCCAAGAAAUCCGCUCAGGUGCCCCCCGCCGCCGCCGUCGCCCCCGCAGGCCCGACCGUCGCCGCCAUCCCCGGCACCAUGACCUCCCAGCCCAAGGCUGCCUCCUCCAAGGCCGCCAGCGCCAGCGGCAACGCCGACUGGACCCAGGCCGUCAACCAGCUCCUCGACCACUACCAGAAGAAGACGCCGCAGCGCACCAAGCUCAUUGACGUCUUCCUCGCCUUCCUCGUCGUGCUCGGCGGCGUGCAGUUUGUCUACUGCGUGCUCGGCGGCGGAUUCCCUUUCAAUGCCUUCCUUUCAGGUUUCUGCGCUACUGUUGGACAAUUCGUCCUGACUGUUUCCCUGCGCAUGCAGACGACCGAGGCGAACAAGGCCGACUUUCCUUCCGUGUCCCCAGAGAGAUCCUUUGCCGACUUUGUCAUUGGCAGUUUGAUCCUACACUUCUUCGUCUACAACCUGAUCAACUAGACGAGGCGCAAAACGCAUGCGUGGCAGAGACAUUUGCGUUUCGGAUACAGAAUACAUGCUCAAUGGAGGGCACGGGUCGUUCAAGAGAUCUGAACACGUGCCUGCGGGCAUGAGGCCCGGCAGUCAGUCGACAUGCCAUUGCUUCACCGGACCGAGAGGAGAAGCCAGGUGGCAGGCGUGGCAGAUGGACAUGGGAGCGCCAUACUGUAUGAUACUGAAGCCAACAACAAAAGUAGCGUCGACUAGAGCAGAGAACGCAUAGAGAUCCUCAAUGGGAAUCAUGAGACAU